Messenger RNA from Eptesicus fuscus (big brown bat), 1434 nucleotides. Its product is annotated as olfactory receptor 10J1-like. Bases 1 to 1434 code for a protein of 477 amino acids. The transcript is spliced from 2 exons. Lineage: Eukaryota; Metazoa; Chordata; Mammalia; Chiroptera; Vespertilionidae. Gene Ontology annotation, molecular function: G protein-coupled receptor activity; olfactory receptor activity. Gene Ontology annotation, cellular component: membrane. Gene Ontology annotation, biological process: G protein-coupled receptor signaling pathway. The record is from RefSeq and is a predicted model, not a curated record.
AUGAGGAGAGAGAACUACACAGUGGUAAGUGAAUUUUUUUUCCAGGGUUUUUCCAGCUUUCAUGAACACAAGCUUACUCUAUUUGCAAUAUUUCUCACCUUGUAUGUUUUAACCCUGGCUGGCAAUGUCAUCAUUGUGACAAUUAUCAGUAUUGAUCGUCACCUUCACACCCCCAUGUACUUCUUUCUCAGUAUGCUUUCAACCUCAGAAACGAUGUACACGUUGGUCAUUGUACCACAGAUGCUCUCCAGCCUCAUCGGACAAAGCCAGUCCAUCUCCUUGGCUGGCUGUGCCACCCAGAUGUUCUUUUUUAUCACUUUGGCCAUCAACAACUGCUUUCUACUCACAGCAAUGGGGUAUGACCGCUAUGUCGCCAUCUGCAAACCUUUGAGGUACACAGUCAUCAUGAACAGGAAGGUGUGUGCCCAGCUGGUUUGGGGGGCCUGCAGCAUUGGCCUGCUUGUGGCCAUAAUUCAGAUUUCCUCUACGUGGAAUUUAUCGAUGAAGAGAGAGAACUACACAGUGGUGAGUGAAUUUUUUUUCCAGGGUUUUUCCAGCUUUCAUGAACACAAGCUUACUCUAUUUGCAAUAUUUCUCACCUUGUAUGUUUUAACCCUGGCUGGCAAUGUCAUCAUUGUGACAAUUAUCAGUAUUGAUCGUCACCUUCACACCCCCAUGUACUUCUUUCUCAGUAUGCUUUCAACCUCAGAAACGAUGUACACAUUGGUCAUUGUACCACAGAUGCUCUCCAGCCUCAUCGGACAAAGCCAGUCCAUCUCCUUGGCUGGCUGUGCCACCCAGAUGUUCUUUUUUAUCACUUUGGCCAUCAACAACUGCUUUCUCCUCACAGCAAUGGGGUAUGACCGCUAUGUCGCCAUCUGCAAACCUUUGAGGUACACAGUCAUCAUGAACAGGAAGGUGUGUGCCCAGCUGGUUUGGGGGGCCUGCAGCAUUGGCCUGCUUGUGGCCAUAAUUCAGAUUUCCUCUGUGUUCAGUCAGCCCUUUUGUGGUAAAGAGGUGGCCCAUUAUUUCUGUGACAUCCGCCCAGUUAUGAAACUCUCCUGUGCUGACACCAAUCUACAUGACAUAAUUACUUUAAUCAUCAGCUCACUUGUCAUUUUGGUGCCCAUGGGUUUGGUCUUCAUCUCCUACAUCCUUAUCAUCUCCACCAUCCUCAAGAUUGCCUCAAGUGAGGGCCAAAAGAAGGCUUUUGCAACUUGUGCCUCCCACCUCAUUGUGGUCAUUGUCCACUAUGGCUGUGCCUCCGUUGCCUACCUCAAGCCUGAGUCGGAGAACACCAAAGACCAGGAUCAGCUGAUCUCAGUGGCCUACACCAUCUUUACUCCUCUCCUGAACCCUGUGGUCUAUACUCUGAGAAACAAGGAGGUCAAGAAUGCCCUUCACCGUGCUAUCAGCAGAAAACCUCCUGCCUAG